Molecule: messenger RNA, 885 nt
Organism: Schistocerca serialis cubense
Lineage: Eukaryota; Metazoa; Arthropoda; Insecta; Orthoptera; Acrididae
Product: piggyBac transposable element-derived protein 3-like
Exons: 1
Coding region: 1-885 (294 amino acids)
Source: RefSeq, a predicted model, not a curated record
AUGGGAAUUAAAAACUUUGUUUUGGCAACAACGAAAGGUUUAGUACUUGAUUUUGAAUUUUAUCAAGGUAAAUCAACUCCUCUGCCAGAUGUUGGCCUUGGUCUUGGGCCAUCUGUAAUACUUCGCCUUGCUCAAACAUUAGCUCAAGGUGCAAGACUAUAUUUUGACAGAUAUUUUACAGCUUUGCCAUUAUUGCAACAGUUACUUGACCUAGGGCUGGAAGGAACAGGAACCAUAAUGAAAAACAGAGUGAAACCAGUUCACCUGACAGAAGAAAAAAGACUGAAGAGAGGAGAUAUGGAAGAAUUCUGCAGGGACGAUGAUAAAAUAGUGAUUGUCCAGUGGAAAGAUUCAAAAGCUGUGACCCUUGCCUCUACUUGUACAGGAUGUGAACCUGUAAGCAAUGUUGAGAGAUGGAGUAAACCAGAAAAGAAGUACAUCUUAGUGCCAUGUCCUGCACUUGUAGUGAAGUACAACCUGUGUAUGGGAGGAGUGGACCUCUGCGAUCAAAUGAUGGAGACCUACAGGACUUUCUUGAAGACAAAAAAGUGGACUUUAAAAGUUUUGAUUCAUUUACUUGAUUUGGCUUGCAUCAAUUCCUGGUUACAAUACAAAGUUGAAUGCGAAGCCAAUAAAGUACAAAAGAAAAACACUUUAGAUCUUCUUGGAUUCCGACAGGUGAUUGGGGAAGUGCUAAUUUCUUCUUCUUCAGGACAGGAACAUGAAAAUGAAUCCGACGAAGAGCCACCAAAUAAAAUGUACAAACCAGCAAACACACCAUGUGAUGAGAAGCGGCUAGACGGAUAUCAUCACUGGCCAAAUGUUGAUGAUUUGCCUUCCGCUUUUGCUGCAGGUAAAAAAAAUGCAAGAAGAGGACGAGAAUAA